AUUGUUAUAUUGAACUUAUAAAGGACGACGGUUCGAAAUCAGACGUUUUGUCUAUACGUCCUAUACGCCUUAUUAGUACUACUUUGAACACUUCCUUCGCAUACGAAUUAUCUCUAAUCUAUACGAAAACCGAUCAAAGGAAAGACAUUACAAUUGUCCAGAUAAUUUUACGAUAUAUGUUUUAAUUCAGCUGCCAUAGUCAUUAUACUUAACGUCUGUAAUCCAAUGAAUUCUUCAAAUGUUGAUCUCCUGUGCACCGGGACCGAGGGGAUGUCUUCAUAUCUGCUACAUAGUAAUAACUGUCACAAUAGUGAUGGUGGAGUACUGGAAUCCCUGCUGCAGAAAAUCCAUAGCCUGGAAAAAGAACGUCGGAUUCUCAAGCUUCGUUUGGAGGCUGUUGAGAGUGAUUAUGAUGCUCAAGUAAAAGAACUACAGACGGAUAUAAUUGCCAUGCGUAUAGACCUAAAAAAGGAAAAGAAAAUGUGUAGACAGAUGGAACGUGAGAAAAAUACUACUAUAUCGGAGCUAAUGCAACAGAAUCAAUCUUUAACUUGUCGGCUUAAUACUUCCAGUGAGAAUGAAGCUCUUUUAAGAGAGGAAAUGUCUACCUUGAGGUUGGAAUUUUUAAAGCACAAGUCGUCUAUGCAAGAACAUGUUCAGUCAAUCGAGUCUUUGAGACAAGAAAUCACUAAAUUACGUGAGGAGAAACAUCACUUAGAAAACCAGUUAAACACCGUUGUGGAGGAAAGAAAUAGCCUUCUAGAGUCACUCAAUGAUUCUUAUCAAGAAAUAAGAAUGAUGAGACAUGUGAAUAACGAACACGUCGCUACCAUAAAUAUUCAGGACGCAGAGAUUACAAGACUUCAAGAGACAGCUAGUAUACUUCACAACCGGCUCCAUAAAUUGUCGAUCCAAACAGGUGAACAGAAAUCUAGUAGUAAUGAGGAUGAUCGCGUGAAACCAGUAGACUCUCAACCACAUCGUUCUUUAAUGGCUGAACUGGCUGAGCAAAAAAUGAUUCAAGCAGAGAAUUAUAAUUGUUCACCAUUUACUCUGGAGGAUGAUGACAAUGUGGAGUUUGAAAUGGAUGACGAUACAUACAUGGCUUACUUAUCAUGUUUUGAUCAGGAUAUUAUUUCAGAUAGUUUGGUACCGUCUGAUUCACACAAUAUUCCAUUGGAAUCUUCUAAUGUGAAUACGAAGGAAACAUUUAUAAACGAGCUGAGAUCGGAAGUAACGGAAAUUUAUCAGCAGAUGAACCGAAUGUGUGUGGAAUUAUGUGCUCUUACUGGAACGAAACAAGAAUCUUGUAGUAAAGUUGGUACGCAUACUCCUGAUGAAUUGGCCAUGGUUGAAAUGGAUUUUCGUUUGGGCUCAUUACGUUCUGUAUUGACUGAUUUACGUGGACUGCUGAAAGAUUUGAGGAUUGAUAUUCCAGAACAGCCUACAUCAUCAAACUUAUCUAAAGAUACAGUAAUAUCAGAUGGAAAAAAAGCAGAAACAAUUGAACCUAUUCGUAUGUCCAGUUCAACUAAUGUGCAGGAUAUUCCACUUGCUAAUUAUGAAAUGGAAUGUCAACUUGUUCGUUCAGAACGUGAUGCACUUGCAGCUGAACUAUUGAAUGCACAACAAGAACUUCUUGAUCUCAAAAGUCAAAUUGAAAAUAGUUCAGGAAACUCUAGUGAAGUGCAAAAUUUGCAAAACACUAAAGGAAAUAAUUUUGUUGCUAACUGGGAGGAGUUUGAAGAAGAAAAAUACGAAUUUGAAAUGCCUCUCUAAAUGAUCCAAUUUUAUUGAAUCUUUUAUUGUUCAAGGCUAUCAUAACUGCUGCAUAAUUCAAUACAAUGUUUGUUUCCUGCUUUUUUUCUCUCGCUUAGUCAUAUGUGCGUGUCGUUUAUUCGUUACUAUGAUUAUGACUAUAAUUAUCGUUUUCGUGAACAACGAAAUCAAUUUGUUUUUAAUAUGUUUUUCUUCUAACAAAAAUAUUCUGUGAUCUCAAACUGAUUGCAUUUAAUAUUAUUUUCCUUUUAUAUUUCUUGUUACUUAUACUGUCAUUAUUAAAUACUCAAUGAUUUGAAUUAAAUGUGUUUCUUAAACUUCAGUAUUACGCGUUAUUACAUUAUAUAUAUAUAUUAAAAUGUGUUUAUCACUUUGACAAAUAAUGAGGUGAAAUAAAGUUGUUGCAUAUAGAGUAUUAUCUACUAUGAACUGUUACUCUGAUGAUUCAGAAAUCCAUUUUGUUUGACAGAAGUUACUUUUCUAAGUUAUUCUAUAAUAGUUAGUACUAUUUAUUGAUUUCGAUAUUUCAACUGGGGAUAUGCUAUGCCAAGUGAUUGGCGAGUGAUGAUUUAUAUCUAUGUAGUUUUAUUUGGUUUAAUUCACAAAGUUGGCAUACAUAGAAUAGUAGAUAUUUUGAAAUAACUAUGUAUGUGAACUAGUACACCUAACAUUGUAAUAACCAUUACUUAUGUAUUAAUGAUGUAAGUUAUUGACACAAACAAACUUGUGUAACAAGGUUCAUAAAUUUUCAUUUAUUAUUGCCAUUUUAAACAGUUUCUCAUAAAUAUUUAAAUUUACUCUCUAAUCGCCAAAUUAUCAUGGAAUCCGUUAGACAAACUAUAACAAUAAAUAUCAUUAGUGUGAUUGUUGUAAACAA
Molecule: messenger RNA, 2656 nt
Organism: Schistosoma mattheei
Lineage: Eukaryota; Metazoa; Platyhelminthes; Trematoda; Strigeidida; Schistosomatidae
Source: the annotation of a GenBank genome assembly